GCAUCCGUUGGCCACAGCCACAUGUGUCCAAACUAACUAAGCCCAGAGGCCACGGAGAUCGACGAUCCAACAGCCGAUCCGUAAACGCGAGACGUCGACGGCGGCAUGGGGGCCGAGGCAGCCACCCCGCCGGCCGUGCUGCUCGUGCCGUUCCCAGCGCAGGGCCACGUGACGCCCAUGCUGCGCCUGGCGCGCGCCCUCGCCGCGCACGGCGUCGCGGUCACCGUCGCCGUGCCGGACUUCAUCCACCGCCGCAUCGCGGGGACGACGGCCGGCAGCGACGACGACGGCGUGGCGCUGGCGUCCAUCGCCAGCGGCGUCGCGGACUGCGGUGCCGACCCGCCGGGGUUCGCGGAGUUCGGGCACGCCAUGGAGCACCACAUGCCCGCGCACCUGGAGCGCCUGCUGGCGCGCCGCCGCGUGGCCUGCGUCGUGGUGGACGUGCUGGCGUCGUGGGCCGUCCCCGUGGCCGAGCGUUGCGGCGUGCCAGCGGCCGGGUUCUGGCCCGCGAUGCUGGCGAGCUACCGCGUCGUGGCCGCCAUCCCGGAGCUCAUGGAGGAGGGGCUCAUCUCAGAAUCCGGCACCCCUCAAUCAUCGCCGAAUCUGUCUGACGACGACGGGCUCAGCCAGGGCAAGAUGCUUCGAGCCCUCGACAUCUUGCCGGCACAGGUAGAGCUCAAGAACGAAGAGCUCCCAUGGCUCGUAGGCGACUCGGCUACCCAGAAAUCGAGGUUCGCGUUCUGGCUCCGGGCUCUGCACCGCGCGCGGAGCUUCCGCUCCGUCCUCGUCAACUCCUUCCCCAGCGAGGCGGGCGGUGUCGCCGCCGCGGCAGACGACGGCCACCCGGCGCGGCAGGGCCCGCGGGUCUUCCCGGUGGGGCCGCUGCUGGCGCUCGGCGGGGGCGACAGCAGCAUGGAGCAGCGAACGAAAGGCGACGGGCCCCCGGUGGCACCGUGCAAGCAGCAGCAGCCCAGCAGCAUGUGGCAGGCAGACUCGACGUGCAUGGGCUGGCUGGACAGGCAACGUGCGGCGUCAGUGGUGUACGUCUCCUUCGGCAGCUGGGUGGGGCCGAUCGGGCCCGAGAAGGUCCGCGAGCUCGCGUUGGGGCUGGAGGCCACCGGCCGGCCCUUCCUGUGGGCGCUCAGGAAGGACCCGUCGUGGCGCGCUGGGCUCCCCGACGGGUACGCCGAGGGGGUGGCCGCCGCCGGCCGCGGCAAGGUGGUGGGCUGGGCGCCGCAGGAGGACGUGCUGAAGCACGGCGCCGUCGGCUGCUACCUCACGCACUGCGGCUGGAACUCCACCGUCGAGGCCAUACGGCACGGGGUGCGCCUCCUGUGCUGCCCCGUCUCCGGGGACCAGUUCAUCAACUGCGCCUACAUCACUCGUGUGUGGGGGAUCGGGAUCAGGCUCGGCGGCGGCAUGAGCAGAGACGAGGUGAAGGACUGCAUCGAGAGGGUCAUGGACGGCAAGGAAGGGAGGCGUCUGCAGGAGAAGAUGGACUCGCUGAGGGAGAGAGUCGUGACGGCCGACGCAAGGAGUAUAGUGCAACGGAACGUCAAGUCCUUCGUGAACGAAAUUAGGAGGGAUUAUCCUUUGUCGAUGCAGAUGUACAGCACAUUGUAGAGGUCGAACACUGUUAUGUCUAUCUAGUGCAUUAUCGUUU
This is a messenger RNA of Aegilops tauschii subsp. strangulata, 1663 nucleotides long. RefSeq names its product UDP-glycosyltransferase 82A1. The record is from RefSeq and is a predicted model, not a curated record. NCBI's taxonomy places the organism in Eukaryota, Viridiplantae, Streptophyta, Magnoliopsida, Poales, Poaceae. Gene Ontology annotation, molecular function: quercetin 7-O-glucosyltransferase activity; quercetin 3-O-glucosyltransferase activity.